AUGAAUGGCGACCUGAGCCUGUCGCAGUCCCUCGGCGGGCUGCGUAUCGCGAACCCAGACGAGGACGACCCGAUCGCGCCGCCCUCGCAGUCGCCGGAGCCCGUCCAGGAGCGCCGCCCGCUGCAGACACCGACGGGCCCCGAGGAGAGCGUGGGCGCACUGCCACCACUGCGCCGCCGGCCGUCGCAGGCAUCGAGCAGCAGCACCGUCACGGAGCGCCAGAAGCCUGCGCCAGCCCAGAGCUACACCCUCGAUCCGCCCGCCCAUGCCUAUGCGACCGCAGAGCCGCUGCCGUCGCCCGCCCUGUCGUCGCGGGGCCUCGCGCCCAACCCCCCGAACGCCUACGGUACCACUCCGCCGCAGUCGUCGUCGCCGCUGGGCCACACCUCCCCCCUCGCCGCCGUGUCAUCGUCGUCGUCGUCAUCCCGCUCGCCCCGUCUCGCCCACCGCCAGAGCAUGCCGCUUGCCCACCAGGCCCAGCAGCAGGUGUCGUACCCGUCCUACGCCGCCGGGGCCCUCAUGCAGCAGCGCAAUGGCCCCCAGCCGCAGGCCCUGUCCCAGGCCAUGCGCGAGCGGCCCGUUUCGACGAGCAUGUACAACCACCCCAACCUCUCCACCAGCUCCACCACCGCGCCGGGCACGUACCGCUACAACGACGAGGGCAUGACCUCAGACAUACGGCGCACGAGCAGCUCGCGAGUAGCGCCCAAUGCCAUGCCUGUACGUGAACCCAGCAGACGAGAUCCGUACCGACAGUCAGCCCUGAUGUCUGGCCUCAACGGCCCCCUGCCGCCCCGGCGAAGCUCGAGACGGAUGCCCAUGGACGACGCUGGUCUAGCCCCGCAGCUGUCCAGCUCGCCAUAUAGCAUGGAAGGAGGCCCCCUAUCGAGCAGCGAGGAGUGGAAAGAGAAGGGCGCCGCGAUCAGCACAAGGCAAGAGGUGGACCAAAACGGGCGGCCGAUCACACGGGUGGUCAAGAAAGGGGUGAAGGACUUCAACUUUGGCAGAACCCUGGGCGAAGGCUCAUACAGUACCGUUCUGGCCGCGACCGACAGACAGACCCUGCGCGAGUACGCGAUCAAGGUGCUCGACAAGCGCCACAUCAUCAAGGAGAAGAAGGUCAAAUACGUGAACAUCGAGAAGGACACCCUGAACCGCCUUACCGAGCACCCAGGCGUUGUACGCUUAUACUACACGUUCCAGGACGAGCGCUCGCUAUACUUCGUUCUCGACCUGGCUUCUGGCGGAGAGCUGCUUGGCUUUCUCAAGAAGAUGGGCACUUUCGAUGUCGAAUGCACACGCUUCUACGGUGCCCAGAUACUGGAUGCGAUCGAUUACAUGCACUCCAAAGGCAUCAUACACCGCGACUUGAAACCAGAGAACGUUCUCCUAGACGACCAGAUGCAUGUCAAGAUCACCGACUUUGGAACAGCAAAGAUCCUGGAUUUAAAAAAGUCGAAUGGCUCUGGAGCCACAAUCGGAGAUCCAAUGGAGGUCGUCGAAUCGGACCGUGCACAGUCAUUUGUUGGGACGGCAGAGUAUGUCUCCCCCGAGCUCCUCACAGACAAGAACGCCUGCAAAGCCAGUGAUCUGUGGGCGUUUGGGUGCAUCAUCUACCAGCUCAUUGCUGGAAGACCACCUUUCAAGGCAGCCAACGAGUAUAUGACUUUCCAGAAGAUUGUCGGUUUGGAGUACAGCUUCCCCGAAGGCUUCCCUCCGCUGGCGAGGGAUCUGGUCGAGAGAUUGCUGGUCCUCGAUCCACUAACACGUCUUCCCAUGGAACACAUCAAAACACAUCCUUUCUUCGAAAGCAUCAUAUGGGGCAAAGGGCUAUGGAAGCAGAAGGCACCACGCCUAAAGUCUUACAGCCCACCCCCGCAAGAGCCCAUCAAACUCAAUGGCCCUUCAAAUACUGGAGCUCCACCUCCUGCACAGUUGCGACCCAAACCUAGACUCAUCACAGAGCUGCCGCCUCCUAGUCAGCUUGACAUCGACUGGUCACCCGUUCUCACCAAACGGGAUGAGCGCAUUCUGAAGCUCGGCAAUUUCUUCAUCACCCAACACCCUGCAGGUCAUCCUGUAGGUGGGGCGACCGAGGCUGCAGAAGCACCCAAGAAAUUCUCCAGGUUCUUCAGCAGCAACACCAUCAAGAAGCGACAGCGUCUCGUCAUGAUCACUAGCAAUGCUCGUGUUUUGAUGUGCGCCGCUGGCACAAAUGACAAAAAGCUCAAAGAGGAAGUGUCAUUGCUCACUGCUGGCUGCUCGUGGCGCUCCUUCCAGGACUCGAAGGGGUUGACAGCUUGGCUUGUGGAAACACGUGACAAGCAAUUCGUCUUCGAAGAUCCCAAGAGUACCACCAGCGACCCUGAUGGCAGCAAAUAUUCAAGCCAGGAAUGGAUCGACAGCAUCGAGCAAGCGAGAGAAUACGCUCUAUCGCAGGCUCCCACCAACGAUCUGGCCCUGUCUGAACUCGGCUCAAUAUCUACACCCAGCUCCCUAGGCGGCGACUCUGCCCUUGACGGCGUUAAUAUUCCUGCUUCGCGCCACGGACAUCUCCACAAAGACCGUGCCGAUGCAGACUCGGUCAAGAGCAGGAAACGGUUCAGCAAGCGACACUCGAAGAACGGGCUAGCGAACUUUUAG
This is a messenger RNA of Didymella exigua CBS 183.55, 2643 nucleotides long. Its product is annotated as kinase-like protein. The transcript has 3 exons. NCBI's taxonomy places the organism in Eukaryota, Fungi, Ascomycota, Dothideomycetes, Pleosporales, Didymellaceae. The coding region runs from base 1 to 2643 and encodes 880 amino acids. Gene Ontology annotation, biological process: peptidyl-serine phosphorylation; intracellular signal transduction. Gene Ontology annotation, molecular function: protein serine/threonine kinase activity; ATP binding. The record is from RefSeq and is a predicted model, not a curated record.